UUGAAGUACAGGACACAGAAAGUGUGAGCUGUGUUAGAAAGCACUGAGUUUUGUCAGUGAGGGUCUUCUGGAGAGAGAAAGUUACCUUUGUCUACUUACAAUCAUGCCGACAAUCCAAGUAGGACCAGGUUCAGACCUGGAACUGCAAUUGAUCGCAGAUGCAUUGGCAAAGUCAAAGAAAGCUGUUGUGGUAACAGGAGCUGGUAUCAGUACCAAUUGUGGUAUACCUGAUUUUCGCUCAGAAAAUGGCUUGUACUCACUAAUUCAAGCCCAAUACGAUGCUGCUUUGAAGAAUCCACCUUGGGAAGAAUCAAACACCUUUGAUAUUGAUGACAGACCCAAGAAGAAACGUCGACAGUGGUAUUACGAAGUUGUAGCUCCUGAUGGCAAAGUUGUUGACGUGAUUGACGAGGAGAUUCAAGCCGUCAAAGAAGAGACACGUGAAACGAGCUCUGGAUCAACCAACACUACCAAUUCUCGCUCCAGCUCUUCAAAGCCAGUCGACAAUUCUCUCCAAGCACCUAAUAGCCAACUUUCUAUCUCCAUUGACCAAGACCUUCAGACAACAGAUUCCAACCGACGCCGUUCAUCACGUUCUAGAUCUGUCAACGAAUCUAUCAACGCUUCACAAUCAACCGAGAGCUCUGUUGCAACAGCUUUUGUAGAAAGGAUUUUCGUCGAAGAUUUACCUUCGUCAACACAAGAACCGCGCCGCUCAUCUCGUUCAAGAUCUGUCAACGCAUCCACCACUAGGUCACAGUCAACUGAGAGCUCCAUUCCAACGCCUGUUGCAGAAGCUAUUCUCGCGGAAGGUUUACCUUUGUCGACAGAACCACGUCGCUCAUCUCGUUCAAGAUUCGCCAACUCCACAACAUCACAAUCUAUCACCCCGCAGCCAAUUGAGCCUUUUCUUGAAGAAGAAGCAACUCGCGACCAAUCUGUUGAUAUCAAAGAAGAGCUGCACCUGUCGAAAGAAGAUAUACGCCGCUCAUCAAGGUCCAGAUCUACAAAUACCACCAAUUCACGUUCUAGCACACCCAAAUCAACAGAGAGCUCUCUCACUAGCUUGUCUUCAACCACUCCUGAACUCCCCGCGACUUCAUUCCAAGAUUCCUCACAGCUGUCUUUCGACAUAGAUCAGAGCACAUUAUCACAGACUACGGAGAACGGCGAACCCUCAACGCAGACAUCAUCCGUUGGCUCAACGAGCUUGUCAAGAACGACAUCAGAUCUCUCAUCCCGUACGCUACCAAACCUCAAAGGCCGCGACCUUUUCGACAGCAGAAUCUGGGCAAGCCCAUUUGAGACAUCUAUCUUCUACAUGUUCAUAUCGAGUCUUCGAGACAAAAUCCAAGCAGUCGAGUCACCAACCGAGACCCAUAAGUUCCUCAGAGUUCUUCGAGAUGGCGGCAAACUCGUCCGCAAUUACACUCAAAAUAUCGACCUGCUGGAACAACGUGAAGGGUUAUGCCAAGACCUUGAAAAGGGGCCUGGGAGCAAAGCGAGAUUCAAUCCUAAAGCGCAGAAAGAAGCGAGACAGUCUGGACUCGGUGGAAGUAACUAUCAGCAUGGAGGAUGCGAGUCAGUGCCGUUACACGGAUCUUUGCAACGGUUACGAUGUAACCUCUGCGGCAAACCAUCCAGCUGGGAUGAACCGGCGACAAGAAGAGCAACGCAAGAGGGCUCAGCUCCAGAUUGCUCCCGUUGCACCGAAAACAACAGCCACCGAACCAGCCGUGGAAGAAGGGGUGUCACCAUUGGUCGUCUAAGACCAGACAUCGUUCUGUACGGGGAAGAUCACCCCCACGACACUCUGAUCUCAGCAAUUGCCGAGCACGAUUUGAGUCUGGGUCCUGAUGUUCUACUGAUAAUGGGAACGAGUCUCAGAGUACAUGGAUUGAAGAUUAUGGUCCGAGAAUUUGCCAAGGCCGUACAUACGAAGGGAGGAAAGGUGGUGUUUGUAAACCAAACAAAACCCUCAGAGAGUAUCUGGGGUGAGUUCAUAGAUUAUUGGGUGGAAUGGGAUUGCGAUGAGUGGGUCCUGGACCUGAGAGAUCGGAGGGAAGAUAUUUGGAUGGGCGCAGGAGAAGAGAAGUACAAGGAAUCGGCGGUAGAGACAAAACGGAGACCACAAUGUGUGAGAGAUGACAGGACGAAUGGCGUGUACCUAACGUUCAAGAUUCUCGACACACUGAGCAAGGCUCCAGACGGAAAUGGAAAGCCAGCAUCUCGAUUCCCCUAUUGGCAAUCCCGUCUUGCAUCCCGAGUAUCAGACGUAUCGGUCAUUCAGAAGAAAGAGCCUCCAAAGAAGGCACAGCCGACGAAAGCCACCAAGAAAUCCGCUCCUCCGAAGAAGCCCGCUCCUCCGAAAGCCAAAAACAACAAGAGAAAGGCCGAACCAAAAGAGGACAUCAAUAACCUUCCAUCCUUAGUAUCUACAAUGUGGGAAGAUCUACGGAAGAAAGCUCCAGGGCUUCCGGUACAACCUCCUGAGCUUCGACUUCCAUUAAGCAAAGCUUUGGUCAAUGCCCCAGACUGGUACCAACCUUUCGCUUUCUCUGGAUCAUCCAACCAUAUCCCCAAUGUCGGUGGUUCGUCUUGGCCAUUGGAUAAGAUGAAUCUGGUCACACAGCCUCCUUCUGGUUAUAAGCUCACGAAGCCGAAGAUUGAGGGGAAGCCAAAGAUCGACAAGAAGCCGAAGACCAAGCACGGAUAUGGCACCAGAGCAAGUGGGAGAUUCAGCACUGCUGAGACAAUUGUCGUAGAUAGUGGGGACAUUGUAGAAGAGCCUGAAGAUACCAUUGUGGUGGCAGAAGAGCCAAUGACCCCAGCGACGAGGAUCAAGAGAAGUUGCUCGAUUGGAGCACUUGUGUCUAGCAGUCCGGAGCAGUGGCACGAUGCACCAGAAGUGAUGACCUGAGAGGGGAGGGACUUUUGUUGGAGUAUAGGUACGAUAGAUGACUUGAUGAAUGAGAUACCAGAUCCUUGC
Messenger RNA from Mollisia scopiformis, 2989 nucleotides. RefSeq names its product DHS-like NAD/FAD-binding domain-containing protein. Bases 104 to 2920 code for a protein of 938 amino acids. The transcript is spliced from 2 exons. Gene Ontology annotation, molecular function: NAD+ binding. NCBI's taxonomy places the organism in Eukaryota, Fungi, Ascomycota, Leotiomycetes, Helotiales, Mollisiaceae. The record is from RefSeq and is a predicted model, not a curated record.